AUGCGCUUCAUCAACCUCGGUAUGCCAACACGUCGCGCCAAGCAAGCAUGCCUCCAUUGUAGGGCCAGAAAGAUCCGCUGCGACCUAGCCUUUGGAGGUUCACCCUGCCUAAACUGCCGUUUGGAUGAGGUCCACUGUGAGGUCAGGGGCCGGAAGCCGAAGCGAAGGCUCGACACAAAAAACGCGAGAGUCACGAUCAAGACCAACGCUGGCUCCACGACCACUACUCCCGACAACAUUUGGCUCCAGGAUGGUAUGUUUACAGCUGACAACAACUCGUCAUUGGGAGUCUACCAAUUCUCUUCCUCAAAUCCCUCGCCAUGUCAUCUCGAUAACGUGCAAAUAGAGUCGACUGAUGCUGGGUCCAAAGGCGAGUUGGAGCCGGCAGAAAACUGUCUUGCUUUCAUCAAUGACCCAGACCUAAGUAAACUUCCUCCAGAUGAUGUCGGCUUCUUACGACAACAAGGAUGCUUGAGCGUCCCGCCCAGACCUAUACUCGACGAAUUUAUUCGAGAAUACUUCUUACACGUUCACCCGAUGCUCCCCUUGAUGGAUGAGUCUGUGUUUUGGGAAAAUUACAGACAGCAAACGAAUAAGCUGUCGCUCUUUUUGGUUCAGGCAAUGCUCUUUGCUGCUUGCAGCUUCGUGUCUGAAUCUGCAACCAAAGAACUGGGGUUUGAAAGUCCUCGCCUUGCCGCUGCUAGGUUUUAUCAACGAGCCAAGCUUCUUUAUGUCUUCGACAUCGAACCCUCUACCGUCGACCUAGCGCGGGGAGCUUUGCUGCUCACAUUUUUACCCGUCUCGUUGGGCAGCGAUCACCCAACACCCAACUCAGUAUGGUUGACCCGAGCGAUCAAAUACGCCGAAAGCCUUGGUGCCAGCCAUGCGGAAUAUAUCGGUGGGGCUGACACAGGCUCACUGAAGCGGCUCUGGUGGUGUUGUAUCCUCCGCGACCGCAGUAUCUCUCUUGGUCAAAGGCGAUGUGUACAAAUCGCUGGGCAAUACCCGCUACCAGCGGAAGAUGUCUUCAGCUCCGAGUUUAACGGGUCUUUGGUUUAUACGCCACACACUAAAGUCCAGCUAUUCAGAAUAUUCCGUCGACUGGUGGCAUUAAGCUACACAGUAGGAGACUUGCUUCAGCUUAUGGCUCGGCAUCGCAAUGCUUCACAUCAGCUGGAGACUGUAUGUGCUGACGACCACGCAAUUCUAUCUACAUGCAGAGAGGAUCUUUCGACUUGGUUCAGUGCCACCGGAGAAGAAUUCCUUACACUGGGUCACGGAAGUCAGCAACGGCAUCCGUCUGUUAUUGUCUACACGAACUUUGUAUACAUACAAUACUAUACAGCGAAAUUGCUACUCCAUCAUCAGAAGCUCAUCGCUGAUGUUGGUGUGUGUGAUUCGAAUAAAUCUCUUCCCUGUGCACUCAUCGACGAGGUUCGUUCUUCCACCUUUCGUUUUAUCGACCAUCUGUCAGAGCCUGUCCGACUUGGUCUUGCACGAUUUCUACCCAUCAGCGUGGCUGUUUAUGCCGCUGUCCCAAUGGCGAUGCAUGUGUUUGAAGCCAGGCUCGGUGGUCAAACCACUGCGAACCAGAGGAGGCUUCGGAUACUAAUUGAAAUGUUGGAGGCACAUCAGCCACGAUUUGAGGGAAUCGAACCCCUGAGCCUUCUUGUUCGCCAAACUGUCACCUCAGUCGAGAGUGGUCUGGUGAGUCAGCGGAAGGGCUGCCUACGAAGCUGGACAGACGUUAUAGCCUACCAGCCAUACCAAUAUCUGAACUGUACGUCAGUCAUGGAACGAGCUCUGUGUUCUUCACAAGAAUUGAAAGGCGGUUCCAUGCCGAGCAGUAGCUGGUCUGCUAUGAUAGAAUACUGUCGCCCUGAGCUCGGGAUCCCAUCCAGUGUUUCCGACGCUGUUGAGGGUCUUGAAAGUAUUCACUCUCUUGCUUCUCUUGAUUUCGUAAUGGAGAUGGACGGAUCCAAGGCCUCGCUGUCUGAGCAAGAGUUAUUUGACUUAUGUAGCCUUGACUGGGACCCGUUCUCCAGCAUGGACAUUGAAGACGAAGAGCCGGACAGGAGUGAAGACAGAGUGGACCUCCUAGAUGAGAUAUUGAAUGACCUGUAG
Molecule: messenger RNA, 2124 nt
Organism: Fusarium tjaetaba
Lineage: Eukaryota; Fungi; Ascomycota; Sordariomycetes; Hypocreales; Nectriaceae
Product: n-terminal binuclear Zn cluster-containing protein
Exons: 6
Coding region: 1-2124 (707 amino acids)
Biological process (GO): regulation of DNA-templated transcription; DNA-templated transcription
Molecular function (GO): zinc ion binding; DNA-binding transcription factor activity, RNA polymerase II-specific; DNA binding
Source: RefSeq, a predicted model, not a curated record